Messenger RNA from Camarhynchus parvulus, 3255 nucleotides. RefSeq names its product uromodulin like 1 (gene UMODL1). Gene Ontology annotation, molecular function: protein binding; calcium ion binding; peptidase inhibitor activity. The coding region runs from base 1 to 3255 and encodes 1084 amino acids. Lineage: Eukaryota; Metazoa; Chordata; Aves; Passeriformes; Thraupidae. The record is from RefSeq and is a predicted model, not a curated record. Gene Ontology annotation, cellular component: extracellular region; cell surface. The transcript has 19 exons.
AUGGUGUGUCCCCAGACACACCACAGAACAGAGUUUCACAGUGUUGAGGUCCCUGAAACCAUCACUCUCACAGAUUGCUGUGAGGGAUAUGAGCAAGUUGGACUCUACUGCUCUCUAGCACUCAAUAGAUCCAGUGUAUUUGCCUCAAGACCUGGUAUUUGUCCAGUGAAGGAUAUGGAAACAUUUGAUUAUCCUUGCACGUUCGAUACUGAAUGUCCAGGGCUGAAAAAAUGCUGCAGCUCAUCCAAAGGAGCAGCCUGUGUGGAUCCCAUGCCAGAGGGGAGGAUGUUCUGGUACAACGUGACGGUGCUUGUGAAAAUGGAUUUUAGUGAAUUGAUCCGGGUGGAUUCCCACUUUCUGAAUCAUUCCCGCCUCUUGCACUCCAUGAUCACUGAUGCAUUACAGCCCCUGAAUGCCUCUGUGCACCACAUCCAGAGUAACCACGGGGACAUCUACGCUGGGACAGUGGCCUCCCAGCUUCUCCUGGGCAUGCAGCAUCCAGCUCCUCUGGCAGAGGUCUCCUCCUCCCUGAAGGCUAUGGUGAAGCGUGUGUAUGAAGUGAUUGACAUGCAAGUGCAAGAUGUCAAUGAAUGCUCCUAUGCUGAAUUCAAUGCUUGCCCUGAGAAAAGCAGCUGUGUGAACCUGGAGGGUUAUUACAGCUGCCACCCCCAGCCCGGACAUGCCACUGUUGUCCCUCCCUGGCUGAGCCCAGGCAAGGAAGGCAUUGUAGCAUCUACUCCAAGUUCAGUAAAUGCUGUUAACACUGGCAGUAGCUCUCCUUCUCUAAGGAAAUCAAGUCUCUUGUCCAUAACCAACCAAUCUACAGAUGCUGAGUGCUAUCCCUCUGCAGUUACAAACCAUCGGAUCCUCAGGGUUACCAGCAACAGCUUUGAAAUGUCCUGGCUUGUCAGUUCCACUCUGAACCACACUUUCCAUGUCCGGGUGGCCAAGGGCAAUGAAACUGUGCAAAGCCUGAGGACCGAGGAAAUGCAGGUGGAUGUGUCUCACCUGGAAGCAGGUGUGUUGUAUUCAGUAGAGAUCAGCUAUGAAACUUGUGGAAAAACCGUUAUCUCCCGUCAAAAUGUUAAAACAGAGGCCAAGCUAUUUGAUGUUACUAUGAGGAUCCUCAACUACAACUUCACUGAUGAUUUCCAUAAUUCCAGCAGCUCAGCAUAUGAGGAAUUUUCAAGGCUGUUGCUUACAGAGCUUGAAAAUUCAUUCCCACCCAACAUUUCUGCCUUGUACAAAUCUGGGAAGCUGAAAGUGCAGAUUGAAUCCCUGGCAGCAGGAAGCAUCAUUGUGAGGCUCAGAAUCACCGUGCAGGAUCCCGAGUUUCCAGUGGAUGCCUCCACAUUUGCCCCAGUGCUCUCCUACCUGCACAAUGGCUCUGUGCUAGAGGUGGAUCAGCAAAACACUGCAGUAGAAGACUGGGAUGAAUGUGCUUCCCAAGCUGAGAAUGACUGCUCUGUGUUUGCAGAGUGCAUCAAUUUGAUGGGCUCCUACACAUGCAGGUGCAAGACAACCAUGGAUACCAAUCCAUCCCGACCUGGAAGAAACUGUGAGGGUGAGAUUGUGGAUCCUCUCACCAAAACCGUGGCUCCUGAAAUAAGAACCAGCACGGACUUGGCUCCUGAAGAAGGCAGAAGCCCUGCAGCCUUCCAGAAACUUAGUGGCACAGUUCGGAUAACAAACAUGGAAUACUCUCCAGGCUUUAGCAAUAACAGCAGUGAGGAAAAUCAAACCUUUGCACAGCUCUUUGUUGCUGAAGUGCAGAAAUCUCUGCCCCUUGAGGUGCUCCAGCAGAUGGAUGCUGGUCUGAUUAAAGUGCUGGUAACGGGGGUUACUAAUGGGAGCACAGAGGUAAGUUUCAAUUUGCUGCUUGCAGAAGAAGUGGAUGUCCCCCAUGUCAUCACCAUUUUUUCUGAGGCCUUGGAACACAGCUCCUACUUCACCAUGGACAGGAACAGCCUCUCCAUACACGCACUUCCCUUCAGCCAGAAGGCAACAGUGACAGAUAAGAAACCUGUGAACAGCACAAUUUUACCUGUGACAUCUCUGCAAACUUCAGCUCAUGUCUCCUCCCCUGCUUUGCUGGACUUCUCUCCUGCUGAGCACAAAGCUCUGGAGGACACCAUGUUCUCCAGCACAGUGCUGAGUCCUCUCACCAUGGAUCCCAUGGCAACUCCUGAUGUUUCUCCUCAAGCACCUCCAGCCCCCCUGGUCAAACCCACCCAAGAGGUUUCCAUUAAAGAUGCUGUGAGCGUGUUUUGUGAGAUUGAGAGGAUCGUCCUUGCCAUCCAGAAGAGGUUCUUGCAGCAGGAGUCUAUCCCAGAGAGCUCCCUGUUCCUGGGGGAGCCUGGGUGCAAUGUGAGCACCAGCAAUGGCACCCACGUCGUGCUGCAGGCGGGCUGGAGCGACUGUGGCACCCAGGUUGAGACCAACAUGACUACUACUGUGGUGAGAACCACCCUUCGGAAUGAUGUUUCUGCUCAGGGAAUAAUCCACCACUUGAACAUUGCCAGUCCCAUCCACUGUGUGUUUCAAAAUGAUGUCUUGACUUCCUCUGGGUACACUGCAGAAGGACUUUACACCAUCUUUGAAGAUUUGCACGGAUCUGGAUACUUCAGAACAGAAAUGCAGUUGUUCAUUGGCAACUCCCCAGUCCCCAGAAAUUUCAGAGUCUCUGCCAGUGAGGAUGUGCUGAUCGAGGUGGGGAUGCAGAGGGCAGACAGCCAGCUCAAGGUGGUUCUCACUGACUGCUGGGCCACCCCAACAAAUAAUUCAGUGGAUUCCCUGCCAUUUGUUUUUAUCAGCAACAGCUGCCCCAUCCCAAAUACCUACACCAUGCUGCUGGAAAAUGGGAAUUCAAGCAAAGCUCAGUUUAAGAUGAAAAUUUUCUCCUUUGUCAACAACUCUGUGGUUUACUUACACUGCAGAAUUCGUAUUUGUAUGGAGGCACCAGGAAGCACCUGCAGGACUAGGUGCCAUGCAAGGGCUCGGCUCCUGAAGGCUGGAGAAACCAUCUCCCUGCACAGAACAUCCUGGGGACCCCUGUGGAAAUCAGCUGCAUCUGGUUCCAAGAGAGAGAAGGAGGCUGGAAUGGGAAUUGGAUCCAUCAUCCUCACAGCCCUUGCUGUGUUUGGUUGUGUGCUGGGAGUUGUGACCCUUCUCAUUCUCCUGUACCAGCGAAGGACAGGAAGAUGCAACCUCAGGAUCAAGUCUGACAACUUCAGCUACCAAGUGUUCUAUGAUUAG